ACGAAUUCCGCAUUCUCAUCUUUCAUUCAAAGGUACGCUGCAAAUGAAUCACCAGAUUCAUCAAUAAUGCAUUUCGUUUCUCUUACGUUUUUCUCGAUGAUCGACGUGGAAGAUGGAUUUCUACAUCAUAACGCAUACAGAUAUCUACACCGACCGGCUCUCAUCUUCGCAGCAUGCUUAGUUCUCGUAUCAUUACUCCUUUCCAUUCAUCUUAUAUUCAGCCACCUUAGAUCAUACACUAAACCUGCAGAACAGAAGUGGAUAGUGGCUGUUCUUCUUAUUGUUCCUAUAUAUGCUACAGAGUCGAUUGUUUCCUUGUGGAAUCCAAGGUUGUCUCUUGUAUGUGACAUUUUAAGAAAUUGCUAUGAAGCAUUUGCACUAUAUUCUUUUGGGAGCUACUUGAUUGCAUGUCUCGGUGGCGAGAGAAGGGUGGUAGAGCUGCUUGAAGAUGAAUCAAGAAAAAUGCUAAAUGAAAGAUUGUUAAAAGAGGAAGGUGAAGUACCUAAGAAUCCAAAAGCAUUUUGCAACUUUUUCAGGAGGCCUUGUUUGCUUGGAAAAGACUUGUUAAAUAUAGAAAAAUUUGGUCUUGUUCAAUAUAUGAUUUUGAAGACAUUGUGUGCAUUUCUGGCAUUCAUACUGGAGCUCUUUGAUGUGUAUGGUGAUGGGGAGUUCAAGUGGUAUUACGGGUACCCAUACAUGGCUGUCGUACUGAAUUUCAGCCAGAUGUGGGCAUUAUACUGCCUUGUGCAGUUCUACAAUGUAACACAUGAGACACUAAGACCAAUAAAGCCUCUUGCAAAGUUUAUCAGCUUUAAAGCCAUCGUGUUUGCAACAUGGUGGCAAGGCGUGGGCAUUGCUUUGUUGUGUUCUUUCGGGGUGCUGCCAAAAGAAGAAAAAAUACAGACUGGGCUGCAGGACUUCUUGAUUUGUAUCGAGAUGGCUGUAGCGGCUGUUGCUCACAUAUUUGUGUUUCCGGUGAAGCCAUAUCGUUCAGGCCUCGAACAGCAACAGUCUGAUUACGGAAAGAUCAUCAGCACCAGAGAAACGAUAAAAGCAGCAUCAAAAGAGAAAGAAGGAAAAGGGGCCGUUAUAGAAAAGAAAGAAACAGAGGUGAAGUGCCCGGGGACGAGUGUGAAAGAGAGCAUUCAGGAUAUUGUUGUGGGUGGCGGUCAACAUGUUGUAAAGGAUGUGGUGUUGACCAUAAAUCAGGCAAUUGAGCCUGUGGAGAAAGGGGUGACCAAGAUUCAGGAGACUUUCCAUCAAAGAAAGGUGGCUUCUGACAACAAGAAGGAGGAGACGGCGGUUGAGGAACAUGUGCAGAAGAAGAAGAAGACUGUUGCAUCAGUAGAAGAAGAAGGGAUUAGCGAAUCUUCUUCUUCUUCAUCUGUUGCUGUUAGAAGAGGUAAUGAAGAGGAAAUAGUUAUUAGUAGAAAAGGUCAAAAUACUUAGCCAAUAGAUAUAGUUCAGACUUGGCUAUGGCACUUGGAAUUAACAGCCUUUUUUAUAAUGAAAAAGUAGAUUAUUUUUUUGCCUU
Molecule: messenger RNA, 1534 nt
Organism: Impatiens glandulifera
Lineage: Eukaryota; Viridiplantae; Streptophyta; Magnoliopsida; Ericales; Balsaminaceae
Product: protein LAZ1 homolog 2
Exons: 8
Coding region: 67-1449 (460 amino acids)
Biological process (GO): transport
Molecular function (GO): transporter activity
Source: RefSeq, a predicted model, not a curated record